Molecule: messenger RNA, 5211 nt
Organism: Myzus persicae (green peach aphid)
Lineage: Eukaryota; Metazoa; Arthropoda; Insecta; Hemiptera; Aphididae
Exons: 1
Coding region: 1-5211 (1736 amino acids)
Biological process (GO): DNA integration
Molecular function (GO): nucleic acid binding
Source: RefSeq, a predicted model, not a curated record
AUGGCAACCAAGGCUACUUCGUUUAUGGAUUCAGCUGAAUACAAGUCAUUGUUACGUCGGAGGGAUAACUUGAAGCUGGAAUUAUUUUCUCAUAUGCGGUUUGUGAAUGACUUUACUGAGUCGACUUUGGCUUGUCAAGUAGUUGACAUCAGACUGCGUCAGGUUCAGACUUCAAUAAAUCAAUUUGAGGAUGUACAAAGCAAAAUUGAAAGCUUGGACGACAGGGAUGAUGAUUCUCAAGCUAAACAGCGAAUUGAAUUCAAUGAAUUAGCAUGUAAUGUCCAAGCAUCUUUAAUGGUAUUAUCUUCGGAUGCUAAGAAACAGUCUUCAAAGGCAGAAAUAGUCAAUGUUAAUGACACAAUGCGAUUACCAUCAGUACCUGCUCCUAUCUUUGAUGGCAAUUUGCAAAAUUGGCCAGCUUUUAAGGACUCAUUUGAUGCUAUGUUCCACAAUAAUAAAUCAUUAGCUGAAGUUCAAAAAUUGCAUUACUUAAAAUCUUGCAUGUCAAAUUCAGCUGGUGAUGUUAUUAAAAACUUCCCAACAACUGGUGAUAACUAUCAACGAGCUUAUGAUGCUUUACUUAUGCGCUUUGAGAAUAAGUCAUUAACAAUCCAAUCGCACAUACGGUCUUUAUUAGAUACUCAAAAGGUCACCAUUGCGACAGCAGCUGAGCUCCAAAAAUUACACCAUCACAUAAUCUCACAUGUCAAAGCAUUAGAAGCGUUACAUCAACCAGUCAAGGAUUGGGAUGCAUGGCUUGUCACAUUAAUAUGUUACAAAUUAGAUAAUGUCACAGUAGGGGAAUGGCAACUGCGCCAGAGUACGCGAGAUCUACCCAAAUUCACUGAGCUUGAAACAUUUUUAUUAAAUCGUAUAUCAGCCUAUGAAGUCGGUGAUUUUAAUAAUAUCUCCAUUAGGGAACCAGGUCAAGGUCAGAACUUGAAAAAAGUUCCUUACAAAAAAGUGUUGUUUUCAAAAAAGGACAAUCAUAAAACCUCAACUAGCUACAAAUGUGUAUUAUGCACAGGUUCUCAUAAAUUACAUGCCUGUGAUAAAUUCCUGGACUUGUCGGUCUCUGAACGUUCAAAAGUAGUUAGCAAUCAUUCUUUAUGUUUUAAUUGCUUACAUUCUGGUCACAGUGCUGCUGUCUGUCGUUAUGGAAGUUGUCAUAAGUGUGGUCGCAAACAUCAUACCAAACUACAUGAAUAUCAGCAUACCACUAAACCAGAUGACAUCUCGACAAGUGAUUCAGAGCAGCAAGUUGAAGCACAAUCGUCGCACACUUCAAUGCAUGUACAACAACAUAACAAAGUACAUCAAGUUAUGCUAGCAACAGCCAUCGUCAAGGUAUAUGGAACAGCAAGUGAACAACAUGAGUUGCGGGCAGUCUUAGACUCUGGGUCACAGAUUAAUUUCAUAACUAGACGGUGUGCUAAUCUACUAAAACUAAAACCAUCAAUGUCAACGUCAAAUAUAUCAGGCAUAGGAACACUGUCAACCAAGUCUGCCAAACUUGAACCCACAGUUCUCUCAUCACGUUUUGGAUCAUAUCAAACCAUUGUUGAUCUGCAUGUCUUGCCUGUCAUUACUGGUCAUCUACCAACGAGCACUGUUGAUAUUAACCAAUUCAAUAUCCCAGACCAAGUUAAAUGUAAGCUUGCAGACCCGUUACUUCAUAAACCUCAACCAAUAGACCUAUUGUUAGGUGCGGAAUUGUUUUUUGAGCUGUUCAUAGGUAACCACAUCAAACUUUCAUCCAAGUCAUUUGCAUGUGAAACACAGUUGGGUUGGAUAAUCACUGGAUGCAUUCCUGUCAUCGAGUCAUCAGCAUCAAAUUCAUUAGUAUCUACAACACUCACCACCAUUCAAAAUAGCAUAUCUGCACUAUCCUUCUAUAGUCCAAAAGGGAUUGCCCAACGUGCUGAAGAAACUCAAGUUGAAAGUCAUUUUCAAAGCUCAAUUAAGUAUGAUCACAAUGGGCAAUUCAUAGUAAAGCUACCAAUCAAUGGUGACCCUUGUGUUCUGGGAGAUUCAACAUACAUGGCUACAAAAAGAUUAUUAGCAAUGGAACGACGAUUGAUGAGCAACACAACCCUGGCAACUGAGUAUAAAAGGUUCAUGACUGAAUAUCUAACUAUUGGCCACAUGGAGAAAGUUCAAGAUUCAGACAUCUGUCAACCCAUCACUUACUAUCUUCCCCACCAUGCUGUGGUUAAAGAAAACAGUAUAACAACAAAGACUCGUGUUGUGUUUGACGCAUCAGCUGCUACAUCAACUGGUGUUUCUCUUAAUGAUAUUUUAAUGCGAGGACCUACAGUACAGCCAACGUUAUUUCAAAUUAUUCUAAGAUUUCGGUUACAUAACAUAGCAAUCACAGGUGAUAUUGAAAAAAUGUACCGCCAAAUCAAGGUUGAUAGAUCGGACUGCGAUUUACAACGAAUUGUAUACAGAUCAAAUCCAAGUCACCCAGUGCAACAUUAUAGACUACUAACUGUCACAUAUGGGACCAAAUCAGCGCCCUAUCUUGCUACGAGAUGUUUAUCUGAAUUAAGCAAACGUUGUACUGAUCAAAGAGUCUCUAGAAUAAUUAAAGAAGACUUUUAUGUAGAUGACUUGCUAAGCGGUGGAACAACAGUCGAAGAAUGUUUUCAAUAUUAUCAAGAACUGACUAAUGUACUAAAUCAAGUCAAUUUUCCUAUCAGAAAAUGGUGUUCAAAUUCAGCAGAGCUGAUCGCUAAGAUACCGUCUGCCAAAGAACAACAUUAUUCAUUGUCGUUGGCUGAAGAUGAGUCUAUUACCACUCUAGGACUAACAUGGUUACCAAAUAAAGAUGUUGUUAAAUUUGUACUCAAGCCUUGGAGCCCACAAACAAAGAUGACGAAGAGAUCGUUGUUAUCAGAUCUACACAAAAUUUAUGAUCCCCUUGGAUUCAUCACACCGGUACUAAUAAAAGGGAAGAUUUUCCUCCAACAGUUAUGGACACUCAAAGUUGGUUGGGAUACAGUUUUACCUCCUGAAACACAACUCAAGUGGACAAAAUUUUGCAAUAGUCUGCAAUCAAUUGAAAACCUAUCCAUUCAACGGUUAGUCUUAUGUAAUGCCAGCAAACGAAUCGUUACACUCCAUGGUUUCUGUGAUGCAUCACAAAAUGCAAUUGGUGCUUGCAUCUAUGUUCGGUCAACCACAAUUGACUCUGAGGAUUCAUGGACAACCGCUCUAUAUACGUCAAGGUCUCGAGUAGCACCUAUUCGCACCACAACAAUACCCAGGUUAGAGCUUAACGGUGCAACACUAUUAGUUGAGUUGAUGGCAGAAGUUCGAAAAGAGUUUGAGGCCCUCAAUAUAUUUAUAUCAGAUGACAAUGUGACAUUGUGGACAGAUUCCUCAAUUGUAUUGUCAUGGAUCAACACAGACAUACCGUUGAAAACAUAUGUUGCCAACCGAGUAACUCAAAUUCAUGAAUCUUCAAACAUAGCCCAAUGGAGAUAUGUUCCGUCACAAGACAAUCCUGCAGACCUCAUAUCUCGAGGAGUCUCAGCUCAGGUAUUGGAAUCAUCAAGUCUCUGGUGGAAAGGACCACAGGGGUUAGGACAAAACAAUAACUGGUGGCCUGCAGUUGUCAAUCAUAUAGCUGACAUUCCAGAAGUUCGUGUCAUCAAGCCUGUCUUAACAGUUACUAAAUCGCCCAGUGAUGAAUCCUCAAAUGAAUUUAACUUAUUAAAUCAAUAUUCAAGUUGGACAAAACUUAUUCGUGUAACAGCUUAUAUUCGAAGAUUUUUUAAUAAUCUUAGAUCUGGGAAAUCUGUAAGAGUCACAGAGUAUCUCCACGCCUUUGAACUUAAGGCUGCUAAGGAAGUUUGGAUAAGAGUUUCUCAACAAGAUGCAUUUAAAAUUGAAUUAGCAUGUCUUGAGCGUGGCACUCAACUACCUCGACGUAGUAAACUCAUUAGUCUAAGCCCCUUUCUUGAGAAUGGUAUCAUCAGAGUUGGAGGAAGGUUACAGUUAUCUGAGUUACCUGCCAAUCAAAGACAUCCUGCAGUUUUGCCAAAGGCACAUCAUGUAACUCAACUCAUGUUCGAACACUAUCACAAACAAUAUUUACAUGCUGGUCCCCAAAAUUUGCUCAAUAGGGUUCGCCAAGAAUAUUGGCCUCUUGAUGCGAGAAACACAGCUCAACGUAUUGUACAUAACUGCAGCACAUGUUACCGAGCCAACCCUCAUACAUUCCAACCUACGAUGGGAAAUCUACCUCGACUUCGAGUGACUCCAAGUCGUCCAUUUACUACAACUGGUAUUGACUUCGCUGGACCCAUCAGCUUGCAUUCAGGUCCUCGCAAUCGAACAGUCUCUAAGGCAUAUAUAGCUGUUUUUAUAUGCUUCAGCACUCGCGCUAUUCAUUUGGAGGCUGUUAGUAGCUUGACAUCCCAAGCAUUUUUAGCAGCUCUACGGCGUUUCUUUUCACGAAGAGGCCAAAGUUCCCACAUAUAUUCAGAUAAUGGCACAAACUUCUGUGGCGCUAACGCUGAACUGAAACGUCUUUAUAAACAUCCAUGCGAUAACAAUAAGACUGUUGUGGAGACAUUAGCACAAGAUGAAAUUCAGUGGCACUUCAAUCCUCCAAGUGCACCUCAUAUGGGUGGUCUCUGGGAGGCAGCUGUAAAAUCUACCAAGCACCAUCUCGUAAGAACUUUAAAAUCAGCUAAGCUCAAUUUUGAAGAAUUGGCCACAUUAUUAUGUCAGAUUGAGGCAUGCUUAAAUAGCCGACCAUUAACUCCUCAAUCAAGUGAUCCUGAAAGUUUUGCAGUGCUAACACCUGCACACUUUUUAGUGGGAGGUUGUUUAACAUUACCUCCAGAUGUACAACUUCCUGAGAAGCCUAUUAAUCAUUUAAAGCGAUGGCAUAUUGUUCAGGGAAUGAUGCAAGGGUUUUGGCGCAGAUGGUCCAAUGAAUACCUUCGCACACUACAGGUCCGAUCUAAGUGGAAUGUUGACAAUAAAGAUGUAGUCAUCAGACUCGGAGAUUUAGUUCUAGUUGUUGAAGAUAAUCAAACUCCAUUAAGUUGGCGCAUUGGUCGAAUAACACAACUUCAUCCUGGCUCCGAUGGCAUUGUUCGUGUUGUAACAGUUAGCAUGCCUGGUAAUAAAUCAUUCCGACGGCCCCUAGUGAAACUAUGUCCAUUGCCCUAUGUCAGUGCUGAAGAAGCUACAUAA